AUGAGUCAUUCCUUCCGCCUACUAUUACCUGCAACCACAAAACAAGAUAGGGGACCGCCAGUAGGGUCGCAGCAGAAGAGAAAGAUACGAGCCCAAGCAUGCGAAGCUUGUCGCUUAUACAAGACCAAGUGUAGUGGCGAGCGACCAACAUGCGCGGCCUGCCUGACACGCAUGGCCACCUGCAGGUACGUAGAGUCAGAAGCACGUCAAGCGAAACGAAAGUAUGAAGAUCUUCGAAAGAAACAGUCUACGCAUGAAGAACUGCUCAGUCUCAUGAGAAUGCUACCCGAACAGGAUGCCCUUGACCUCUUCCGUCGCGUAAGAGCUGGAGAAGACGCUGGGUCGAUCUUGAGCUAUACCAGAGACGGUGAUCUACUGUUGCAAAUGCGCCUCAUACCAGAGACUCGCCUCAGCUACGAGCUUCCGUACAGCCGUGACUUUCCAGCAAGGCUUCUAGUAUCGGAGAGUCCUUAUCUUAACUCAACAAUCUAUGAAGUGGCCUCGCAGCGUGCCCCAUACUCAGAGAUCAGCGAGGUCACAGCGACAGAGCCUCAACGACGGAUCCUUCCAGGCAUUGAUUCAUUAGUGUAUCAAAGCCAGUACGUCAAACCUUACCACGCAGCAGCUUUUGUCGAACCUCGACUAAACGCUGCGAGACCAUCUGAGUGGACUACUGUUUGCAAAGACGAUGCAUUAUUGCGGGAUCUACUGGCUGCGUAUUUUAUGCAUGAAUACCACCUCUUUCCAGCCUUUCACAAAGACUAUUUCCUGGAAGACAUGGCGACUGCACAAUCAGAUCGGCGGAGAAUGUCCUGUUGUUCAGCGUUGUUGGUAAAUGCCACCUUAGCGUACGCAUGCUGCUGCUAUAAAAAACUUCCGAAUCGCUUCAAAUAUUGGGAACCUGAGGGUCUCGGUUAUCGAUUUCUCGCCGAGGCAAGGAGGAUCUGGGAAUUACAGACCAUCAAUGGUAGGAACCGCACACUCACAUCAAUCCAGGCCGCGUUGAUGAUCAACAUCGUUCACAAUCUUUUCGGCUUGGACAAGCUUGGCAAUCUCUAUGGGCUGCAAGCUCUUGCUAUCGCCAGAGAGAUGCUGCUAUUUGACGGAAAUGCGGAUGAUACGUGCGAACGAGUACGCCAUGCUAAAAACUUCACUGCAUGGUGUCUGUUCAACACGGACAGUAUUAGUUACCUCAACUGGCAAUUCUUUCGCCCACCCUUCCUGUCUGAAGCGCCAAAGUUUAGGCUUCCUGAUCCCUCCGUGGAAGCAACAUGGUAUGGUGAGAUAUGGACCAGAUACCCGUUAAGCCCAACACUAUCGCAGGCACACUUUGGACAUUAUUUCACGGCGAUAUCCCAUUUCAGGGUGAUUCUUGGCGAGCUGUGCCAUGCAUCAUUUGGCAAGAACUCAAAGUUACCAGCACAGCAAGCGAUGAUAUUUGUACGUCGACUGCUAGAGUGGUUUCAAACCCUGCCUACGGUCCUCAAGCCUAUGCAUAUUGUCCUUCCGGCUCAUUUCCUUAUGCACCUCGAUUACCAUAUCGUUCUCAUGACUAUCUGCCAGCCUUUCACUCAUGAUCAGUGGGACGACAGACUUGAGCCUCGCAACAUUGUUCUCGCUGCGGAACGAGAUAUCAACGUCCUCCUACGUUUGUACUAUUAUCGACAUGGGUUUGUAGGCGCGGACUCUUGGCUCACAGCCCCGCUUGCGAAAAUAGGCUUCUCAUCUUUACACAGCAUCAACGAUCAGACCAGUCCAGAAGACCUUGAGUAUCUCCGGUCAAGCCUUUUUCUUGCUCUCAGCGGGCUCCGCGAACAAGGCCGCAAUUACUACAUAUCGAAGACAGUGUAUCACAUCAUCAAAAAUCAGGUUCGGCCUGAAGAAGCAGGGCUCCUACUGGGGUCAGAGGACCCUCAGUCAGUGGCCGAUGAAAAUCCUGGCCUAAUUGGUGAGGUUCAAUCAGCGUGGGUUCCCCGCAUUAUCGAUAUUUCGGAUGACCCGGUUGCACAAGAAUUGUCAGAUUUAGCCAAACAAUUCCUGACAUUGAAAGACGGUGGUCAGGACGAUGAUGGAUCAGUUCACGGUUCGUCGUUGUCGGCAUGA
Macroventuria anomochaeta is the source of this 2103-nucleotide messenger RNA. RefSeq lists its product as uncharacterized. Bases 1 to 2103 code for a protein of 700 amino acids. Lineage: Eukaryota; Fungi; Ascomycota; Dothideomycetes; Pleosporales; Didymellaceae. The record is from RefSeq and is a predicted model, not a curated record. Gene Ontology annotation, biological process: DNA-templated transcription; regulation of DNA-templated transcription. Gene Ontology annotation, molecular function: DNA binding; zinc ion binding; DNA-binding transcription factor activity, RNA polymerase II-specific. The transcript is spliced from 5 exons.